This is a messenger RNA of Nelumbo nucifera (sacred lotus), 786 nucleotides long. RefSeq lists its product as uncharacterized. Gene Ontology annotation, cellular component: nuclear envelope; endoplasmic reticulum; membrane. Gene Ontology annotation, molecular function: glutathione transferase activity; glutathione peroxidase activity. The record is from RefSeq and is a predicted model, not a curated record. NCBI's taxonomy places the organism in Eukaryota, Viridiplantae, Streptophyta, Magnoliopsida, Proteales, Nelumbonaceae.
AAGGCAAAAACACUAGCCAAAUCAAUUCGCAACAGAGCAGAAUAACAAGAAUCAAAUGGCUAUAGUAGAAUUGCUACCAAGAGAGUAUGGAUACGUUGUGCUGGUGCUGGUUCUCUAUGGCUUUCUUAAUGCGUGGAUGGCUUUCCAAGUCGGCAAGGCGAGAAAGAAGUAUAAGGUGUUUUAUCCAACUCUUUACGCAUUAGAAUCUGAAAACAAGGAUGCAAAGCUCUUCAAUUGCGUUCAGAGAGGGCACCAGAACUCUUUAGAGAUGAUGCCUAUGUUCUUUGUAUCGCUGCUUCUGGGAGGACUCCAAUAUCCUAAAAUUUCUGCUGGGCUUGGACUCCUUUAUAUAGUGGGUCGUUAUUUCUAUUUCACUGGCUAUGCAACUGGUGUUCCUGACAAUCGUUUGAAAAUCGGGAAACUUAGUUUCUUGGCGAUGAUGGGGCUGAUGAUCAGCACGGCUUCGUUGGGGAUCAAUCUUCUUCUUAGAAAGUGAACUUUUUAGACUACUACUGGUUUGGUUUUUUGUUUCAUUUGUGUGUACGAGAGAGAGAGAGAGACAGAGAGAGAUUACAAUUGACAGGGUCUAAGUAAGCGGAAGAUCACAAAAUACAGUGAAGGAUCAAAACACUAUGACUCUGCUUUGGUGGCUGUAUGUAUACUCAAUAAUAAUAUAUGAUGCUUUCAACCAAAAAAGAAAGCCAAAGAUCUUGUGGCAUUUAUGACAGUUUAAUAUUGUAUACUUGACUUCUUUCCUUAAAUUUGGUAUUUCAGUUAGUGCCUUCA